GGUAAGUCAUGUGCAGAGUGUAAAGUGAUAACUAGGAGCCUGUCAUUAACCCUUACCGUCAGCAAGGAAGGAUGUCCCAGGGAGUAAGAUGCAUGUUUAUUUUUAUUUAUUAAGCAAGCGUUUCAGGGCUGAGAUCCCCUUCUCCAGGUACUAAUUACUUCUGAGGGACCCCAGGCAUCCCUGACCAGAAGUACCUGCAGCCCUGACCAGAAGUACCUGCAUCCCUGACCAGAAGUACCUGCAUCCCUGACCAGAAGUACCUGCAUCCCUGACCAGAAGUACCUGCAUCCCUGACCAGAAGUACCUGCAGCCGUGACCAGAAGUACCUGCAGCCCUGACCAGAAGUACCUGCAUCCCUGACCAGAAGUACCUGCAUCCCUGACCAGAAGUACCUGCAGCCCUGACCAGAAGUACCUGCAUCCCUGGCUGCACACCUCAGUAGGUGCCUACACUUAGCACAACCCCCCAAGACAUAUUGGGCUCACAGAACACAAAGACGACUUCAGCAGGCCAGCAACAUGUUCAAAAAUGAUUAUCAGGGGGGACCAUUUGUUGAAAUUUUUAGCGCACAAGGAAAGGAUCCAGUGGCCAAGUGGAAACUCUUUGGCAGCCAGUCAGCAAUCUGGAAAGACUUUGAUAAAGAAGUGAAGAGCUUCGUCUUUGUCCUUGAAGGAAGCAGCCAGACUAUCAAGAUGCAGCUGCCAAGGGAGAACAAGCAAAUGCUUGGCCUGAUCCAGAGGUUCCUCAUCCUUCAGCUCUACAUCCCUCUAGGACAAGAUUUCUCCGCUGAGCUCCUAAUAACCGAUUUGGCAAAUAUUAAAAGAAGAUUAUAUUUAUCGACUGUCCACAAGGAAUUAUCCGCAACGCCGUUACAUGCAAAAAUCCCGCUCUUCGUCAUCAGGCGGAAAGUUUGGUGCAAUCUCUGUAUUGAUCUCGUCUCCUUUACAAGUGGGAUCUUUAAAAGCGCGGUUUUCCAGUCCCUGGAUGGAAUCACUGUUUCAGCCAACUGUAAACUCAGGAAGAUUUAUACCAUGAAACUAAAGCCCCAGGACACGGUGGAACAAGACACAUGUGAAUCAUCAUUAUCAGACUGCGAUCCCACCGAUACAAUUCCUCGAAGCUGCCAAAUUACCACUGAUGUUGAGCAGGUCACCCAGGUCCUAGACCUUACAAAAUUGCGUAACACUGACGUUCGAGACGAUGGUAGACCUGUGUUAUCCACCGAAACAGAUCUGCUCACAAACAGAGGACAAGGCAACUCUCGAGACAUUAGAAAGGGAGAUAAGUCUCAUAUUGCAUUUGGAUCUAAAGUUUCCGGACCUCCUCCAGCCACCUCAAGAAAAACCAGUGGCAGAUCUUCAGGAGAGUCAACAAGGUCUACAAGUAGACAUGACAAGUCCUUGCAACAGAUGACUCAGGAGAAAGGAACCACUACCGUGGGGCAUAUGGCAGACGUAAGGAUGUUGUCCCCCACACUUUCCCAUCCUUUAGACCAGAGGAAUAAAGAGAACAUACAACAUGCAAAAAAAAAGGAGCCGCUAUCCCGAGGAGCAGAUUACCGUCCACACCCACCGAUGGAUCCUAUCACUAAUGAGAAAGGCAGGAGACUGAGGAGUGUUGGGAGUGCAAAGAAAGAGGAGCCAAAAACUGUGCCCGACAGCUCUUCAGUGGGACACUGCGGAAAUGAAGAUAAGCUCUCUGUUCAGAUCCAUAUGCCGUCCUGCGAGAGGGAAAACAGACCAAAGACAUCAAACAGCGCAGGCGCAGACGAUUCAGAUGACUGGAUUUUUUAUGACAGUUUUCACUGGUGUUUCCAAACUGUCUGACAAUCGACAUCAAACAGACAUCAGGAAUUUAUGUGAGCAGUUGGCAGAUAACAACGUAAGUGACACUGCCUAUCCUGAAGAAAGGACCCCCGGGGCCCCCGACAAC
Molecule: messenger RNA, 1932 nt
Organism: Bufo gargarizans (Asiatic toad)
Lineage: Eukaryota; Metazoa; Chordata; Amphibia; Anura; Bufonidae
Gene: CFAP20DC
Product: CFAP20 domain containing
Exons: 13
Coding region: 519-1826 (435 amino acids)
Source: RefSeq, a predicted model, not a curated record